AUGACCUUCAUAGAAAGCGGCACGCACGUGUGGAAAGGUUAUCUGUUGGCAGUCCUGUUCUUCGUGAUGACCAUUCUAGACAGCCUUCUACUGCAGCAGGUUUUCCACAUUGGCAUGAAUGCCGGAAUGAGGAUGAAGGGAUGUAUCAUAGCUCUGGUCUAUAAGAAGGCACUGACGAUGAGCAGCCAAUCACGUAAGCGCACAACCGUGGGCGAAAUUACUAACUUAAUAUCGGUCGAUUCGCAACGUUUGCAAGAUUCGAUCGAAUAUUCGUAUGCGCUGUGGUCAUCCCCGCUUCAGAUUUGUCUAUGUCUCUACCUACUCUACGGCAUUUUAGGAGUCUCGGUAUUUGUCGGUAUCGGUAUUUUGGUACUCUUUGUACCGAUUAACUGGUGGGUGACAAGUAAACAAGGAUCUGUAGAGGUGACUCAGAUGGGCAUCAAAGAUGAGAGGAUCAAGCUCAUGAACGAGAUUCUUAAUGGCAUUAAAGUCAUAAAGUUAUACGCCUGGGAGCUAUCAUUCCAGGAGAAAGUGAAUGUGAUCCGAAAUUUGGAGUUGAAAACUUUGAAGAAGUAUUAUUACUACGUGGCUGUCUCCAUAUUCUCGUGGUCCUGUGCCCCGGCUCUGGUGAGAUGGAGUCAUGCUUUCACGGCCCUGUCUCUUUUCAACAUUCUCAAAGAGCCCAUGUUUAUGUUCCCAACGAUGAUGUCCUACAUCGUUAUGGGUUUCGUGUCACUUCGUCGGAUUGAGAAAUUCCUCCAAUGUGCCGAUGUCAAUCCGAACAACGUCAUCGAAUUGGAGGAAGAUAAGGAUGAUGAUAAAGAUAUUAACCUGAAGGUGAAGAAAAAAUCGCUGACUGCCAUUGUAGGCCAAGUUGGGAUUGGCAAGUCGUCCUUGCUAUCAGCCAUGCUGGGUGAUAUGGAGAAAAAAGGGGGUCUGGUUACUGUCAAGGGGCGCAUUGGUUACGUAUCCCAGCAAGCAUGGAUUGAGAAUGCAACAUUGAAGGCCAACAUACUCUUCGGAAAAGAGUUUGACGAGGAGAGAUAUAACAAAGUUAUCGAAGCAUGUGCACUAAGACAAGAUCUCGAGAUCCUGCCUGGAGGAGAUAUGACGGAAAUUGGAGAAAGAGGCAUAAACUUGAGCGGUGGUCAGAAGCAGCGAGUGAGUAUGGCGCGCAGCAUCUAUCAGGACUGCGACGUCUACCUACUUGAUGACCCCCUCAGCGCCGUGGAUGCUCAUGUGGCAAGGCACAUUUUCACGAACGUCAUUGGUCCUCGAGGAAUGCUUAGAGAUAAAACUCGAGUGCUUGUCACGCACGGAAUCGCUUGGCUGCCGUCGUGCGACGUCGUUGUGGUAAUGGCCGCCGGUGGCCUGAUAUCAGAGUGUGGCUCCUACAGAGAUCUGCUGAGUCACAACUUAGUCUUUGCGAAAUUUAUCAGGGAUUUUUUACAAAAGCAUGAAAACGACGACGACGAGGAAGAUGAGGAGGAAGAUGGUGCUCUUAGAAAAAGCACUGAUGGUAUGAACGAAAAGUUAGUGAAGCAGUUUCAUCAUCGUCGUCAUCAUCACGAUCAUCAUCACCAUUUUCAUCAUCUUAAAUAUUUCAGGAGAAAGUCUGAGAGUUCGGCGGAUGGAGUCUUGGUGGUGGAAAGGAAGGUGGAGAGGAUUAUACAGGAAGAAGUUGCUGAAACUGGGCAGGUAAAAUGGCCGGUCUACUGGACAUACAUCAGAGCCCUCGGGAAAAGAUUCAUAAUAUUCCUGAUUAUAUUCAUAGCGGCCAGGACACUGCCCUUACUGACCAAUGUCUGGCUAAGUAUGUGGACCAGUGACCCGAUUAUCAAGAACGUCACGAUCUUCACCAACCAAUCAGAUGUUUACAAAGAUCGAGAGAUGGUUUACCUGUGGGGCUAUACGGCUCUAGGACUUGGGCAAGCCGUCCUAAUCCUGAUGUAUGCAAUGUUGUCGGCGGUUGUUAACGCUAGAGCCGCACGUGUCUUGCACGAUGGAUUACUUAAGAAUAUACUGAGGUGGUUUACUCAUUCAUUUAUCGCCGAUGACAUUUUUCGACACCACCCCCACUGGGAGAAUUAUAAACAGAUUUUCCAAGGACGUUACCGUUGUAAGUCGCGCUUUUACAUACCGACGAACCGGCAAUUGAAGAGAUUGGAAUCAACCACUUUAUCACCGAUCUACGUACAUCUCAGCGAAUCCAUAGCGGGCACGAGUAUCAUAAGAGCCUUCAAAAAGCAGGAAGAUUUCAUCGAGAAGUGCUAUCGUCUGGUCGAUCACAAUCUACAAAUGUAUUUUGCUAAUAUUACCUCUAAUAGGUGGUUGAACUUGUUGCUCGACUGCAUGGGAGGUGUUGUCGUUCUGUCGGCUGCCAUCUUUGCAGUCAUGGACAGGGAUGUACUCUCAUCUGCAUUCGUAGGGCUGUCCGUGUCUUCGGCUCUCAGUAUGACCGUGACCUUAUCGUGGUUCAUUGAGAUGGGCAGUGAACUUGAAAGUGCCAUUGUCUCCGUCGAACGAGUGAAAGAAUAUUCAGAAACCCCAACUGAGGCGGAUUGGAGCAAGGGCUCAUUUGACCUUCCAUUGACCUGGCCUAGUAAGCACGACAUCAUCUUUCACGACUACGGCUUGAGGUACAGAUCUGGACUUGAGUUAGUUCUGAAAAACAUCAACCUAGAUAUCAAGGCAAAAGAAAAGAUAGGCAUAGUGGGUCGUACCGGGGCUGGAAAAAGUUCUUUGACCUUGGCAUUGUUCCGAUUGAUCGAACCUUCGGAGGGGUGUAUCAGAAUCGAUGGGGUUGAUAUUUCCUCUAUUGGUCUGCAUCAGCUGAGGUCAAAACUCACCAUUUUACCGCAGGAUCCAGUGAUAUUUUCAGGCAGUCUUCGAUUCAACCUGGAUCCAACCAAUCACCACACAGACGAGCAGAUAUGGACAGCUCUCGACCACGCCCACCUAAAAACAUUUGUGGCCAGUCUGUCCGGAACACUGGAUAAUGAGUGUGGAGAGGGGGGUAGCAAUCUGAGUGUCGGUCAGCGACAGUUGCUAUGUUUAGGAAGGGCCCUACUACACAAAACUGGAGUCUUAGUGCUAGAUGAAGCUACUGCUGCUGUCGACCUUGAGACAGACAAGAUCAUCCAAGAAACGAUACGAACCCAGUUCGAUGACUGCACGGUUCUUACCAUAGCCCAUAGGAUAAAUACAAUACUCAAUUGUGAUAGAGUGCUAGUGAUGGAUGGAGGCAGAGUUGCCGAGUUCGAUUCCCCAGAGAGUCUACUGGACAAUAAGCAGUCGUUGUUCUACGCACUGGCAAAAGAUGCCAAUGUUGUCUCGUGA
Molecule: messenger RNA, 3339 nt
Organism: Helobdella robusta
Lineage: Eukaryota; Metazoa; Annelida; Clitellata; Rhynchobdellida; Glossiphoniidae
Exons: 27
Coding region: 1-3339 (1112 amino acids)
Biological process (GO): transmembrane transport
Cellular component (GO): membrane
Molecular function (GO): ABC-type transporter activity; ATP hydrolysis activity; ATP binding
Source: RefSeq, a predicted model, not a curated record